GUCAGGCACACACUGGUAUUGGUAUCUUAUUUCAAUUCUCAUUAAUCUUGGCUGAUCUUGGUACUUCUACACCACCUGUUCGCUAGGAACAAUAGUAUCUGGAACCAGAAAGUUUGAAGUCAACAAUGGACGAACCGUUACAGGUGAAUGAUCUCGUGGGUCUUUCGUCCUCUUCCUCAAGUGGGAGUUACUGCACGAGUGAAGCCAGUAUCGACAAUAAGUUGUUGGUGGAAAGCGGGUGCCAGGCUGGAAGAAGUUUUGUUGACAACAUCAGCAAUAAGGAAGCAGAUCUGCACGCGCAACGUAUUGUGUCUCAAGACGAUUGUUCAACAACAACAACUGUCCUAAGCACGAUGUCGAGGCAUGCUUUGUCUACAGAUAGACCUAACUCUCCACUGGUAGAAUCGGUCGUCAGGAAAGACGGCGCGCCAGAAAAACUGACACGGACACAAAAGGACGGACAAAAUACUAAAGAUAGAGAAAUGGAUUAUGUAAAUAAAGAUACAGAAAGUGAAAAAGAAAUGGAGUCGAUAGCAGCGAGUUUCCUACAGGCUAACGAUACUUCCGAUUUACGUCUAGUUUGUGAGGGUAAACCGCUGUACGUUUCACGGAUUGUGCUGUCCAUAGUUUCUCCCGUCCUAAAACAGAUGUUUGACAGUCGUUCCCGAGAACAGAGUGUCAUAGAAAUACCAUUACCAGGUAAAUCGUACGGAGACAUCUUAGAAUUUCUCUGCUGUGUCUAUCCGGAUAAAUUGAAACCAGUGACGG
This is a messenger RNA of Mizuhopecten yessoensis (Yesso scallop), 768 nucleotides long. RefSeq lists its product as uncharacterized. NCBI's taxonomy places the organism in Eukaryota, Metazoa, Mollusca, Bivalvia, Pectinida, Pectinidae. Gene Ontology annotation, molecular function: protein binding. The annotation marks the transcript as partial. The record is from RefSeq and is a predicted model, not a curated record. The transcript has a single exon.